Messenger RNA from Brassica oleracea var. oleracea, 1436 nucleotides. RefSeq names its product UPF0481 protein At3g47200. The record is from RefSeq and is a predicted model, not a curated record. NCBI's taxonomy places the organism in Eukaryota, Viridiplantae, Streptophyta, Magnoliopsida, Brassicales, Brassicaceae. The transcript is spliced from 2 exons. The coding region runs from base 75 to 1421 and encodes 448 amino acids.
CAAGAGAAAAAUACCAAUCACAAAGACUCUUAAAGUUCCAAAACUCCCUCCUCAUCAAUCCCACACCAAUAAAAAUGGAGCAACCGGCUAAUGCCUCCGUACACGACGGAGGAGAAAGCCUCCUCAAGAUUCGCAUUGAGAGUAUGCAUGAGAAGCUGAAGGAGCCACCACGGUUGCUCAGCUCGGCUGCGGGAAAACCAACUUGCUCCAUCUUCCGAGUACCUCAAACCAUGAUUGAUUCCAACGGUAGAUGCUAUGAGCCGCGAGUUGUGUCGGUGGGACCGUACCACCGAGGCAAAACACAGCUCAAAAUGAUGGAAGAACACAAAUGGCGUUACUUAAAUGCUCUUGUCACUCGAACCCACCCCACAAAAUCGUUAACUCUAGAGGAUUAUAUGAAAACCGUGAAGAGUGUCGAGGAACUUGCUAGAGAGAGUUACUCCGAGUCAAUCCACAUGAAGUCUGAUGAGUUCAACGAGAUGAUGGUUCUUGACGGUUGUUUCAUUCUUGAGCUGUUUCGUAAAGUCAGCCACGUUGUUCCUUUUCAACAGGAUGAUCCACUCGUGAACAUGGCUUGGGUUCUUCCUUUCUUCACCAGAGAUUUUCUCCGCCUUGAGAAUCAAAUCCCUUUCUUCGUUCUUGAAGCUUUGUAUGACCUCACAAGAAGCGAUAACGAAAGAGAGAGCAACGUUUCUUUACAGUCUCUAGCGUUUGCGUUCUUUACCAACACGAUGGAUAGACCAGAACAAGAUCUCGCCAGGUUCAAAGACCUAGAAGCCAAACACCUCCUUGACCUUGUCCGGUCAAGCUUAAUCCCGGAUAGUAAGCCUCAAGCGAAACCGACAACUAAACCAGAGAAGAAGGAGAAGACACCGUCCAACAUCAUCCACAGCAUAUCGAAGCUCCGGCAAGCCGGGAUCAAGAUCAGGGAGCUGAAAGACGAAGAGAGCUUCCUCGUUGUGAGAUUCAGACAUGGAGCGAUAGAGAUGCCGCGCAUCAUAGUCGACGAUUUCAUGGGCAGUUUCUUUCCGAACUGCGUGGCUUAUGAGCAGUGCCACGCGGCGUGUUCAAAGCAUUUCACUACGUACGCGACAUUACUAGACUGUCUGAUGAAUAUUAACAAAGACGUUGGGUAUCUAUGUGAACAAAAAAUCAUAGAGAACUACUUUGGCACAGAAUCAGCGGUCGCUGGAUUCGUGAACAGUCUAGGCAGAGACGUUGCGUUCGACCUAGAAAACUGUUAUCUCAAAGAGUUGUUUAUAGAAGUGAAUGAGUAUUACGAUAGUAGUUGGAACGUUAGAAUUGCUGAUCUCAAGAACACUUAUUUUAGUUCUCCUUGGUCUUUUAUCUCUGCUCUUGCUGCUCUUAUUCUUUUGAUCUUAUCUAUUGUUCAGACGAUUUUCACUGUUUAUCCAAGAUAGAUUUAAUUUCAUAUA